UGGCUAGCGCAGGCGCUCGCGCGCUCCUCCUGUACCUCAGACAUCCGCAGCAUCAUGGCGGAGCGAAGCCACUCUUUUGCGGCUCCGGCUACCGGCCACAGUCCGCAAGCGGGAACCACAACAGGCUGGCCGAUUGUCAAGGAAUCGUAUGAGCUUCAGGAUGUGAUAGGCAGUGGAGCCACAGCAGUAGUCCAGGCCGCUCUCUGUGUCCCUAGACAAGAACGUGUGGCCAUCAAGAGGAUCAAUCUGGAGAAGUGCCAGACCAGCAUGGAAGAACUACUGAAAGAAAUUCAAGCCAUGAGCCAGUGCAGCCAUCCGAACGUAGUGACAUAUUAUACCUCAUUUGUGGUGAAGGAUGAGCUUUGGUUAGUUAUGAAACUCUUAAGUGGAGGAUCAGUAUUGGACAUUAUUAAGCACACAUGUAGCAAAGGAGAGCCCAAAAAUGGUGUACUGGAUGAAGCCACGAUAGCUACUAUUUUAAGAGAGGUACUGGAGGGUCUUGAUUACCUGCACAGAAAUGGACAAAUACACCGGGAUGUGAAGGCUGGGAACAUCCUGUUGGGAGAAGACGGCUCAGUGCAGAUAGCAGACUUCGGUGUGAGUGCAUUUCUGGCGACCGGAGGAGAUGUAACCAGACAUAAAGUUAGGAAAACUUUUGUGGGAACUCCAUGUUGGAUGGCUCCAGAAGUGAUGGAACAGGUUAGAGGAUAUGAUUUUAAAGCUGACAUUUGGAGUUUUGGGAUUACUGCCAUAGAGCUGGCCACAGGAUCUGCACCCUAUCAUCGAUACCCACCUAUGAAGGUCUUAAUGCUGACACUGCAGAACGAUCCCCCGACCUUAGAAACAGAAGUUGAGGAUAAAGAGAUGCUAAAAAAAUAUGGGAAAUCUUUUAGGAAACUAAUAACUCUGUGCCUUCAAAAGGACCCGACUAAAAGACCAACAGCAUCAGAACUUCUGAAAUGUAAAUUCUUCCAAAAAGCCAAGAACCGGGAAUACUUGAUAGAAAAGCUGCUUUGUAAAGGACCAAAUAUAAGCCAAAGAGCUAAAAAGGUGAGACGAGUGCCAGGAUCAAGCGGUCGCCUGCACAAGAUGGAGGAUGGGGACUGGGAAUGGAGUGAUGAUGAGAUGGAUGAAAAGAGUGAAGAAGGCAAUGCAGUUGUCAAUCAAGGACGGUCACGGCGGAUCAAAGAUGAUAACCGGCAUGGGGAAGUGAAUGCCAACAAUGUCCCUAUAGAAGGUCUGUCCAUUCAGCAUCCCCAGAUUCAACCUCUGGAAAGAAACCCAAGCACUCAGGGUGCUCUAAAUAUGGUCCUGAGGCUAAGGAACUCGAGGAAGGAGUUGAAUGACAUACGGUUUGAAUUCACUCCAGGCCGAGGUGAGGGCUGCUCUGAACACGUUAGCAUGCAAGGCCUGGCGCCCCCCAUGGACACGGCACAUGCAUGGGAUACCGCUGAUGGUGUUUCUCAGGAGCUGGUUUCUGCUGGUUUAGUCAGCGGGCUUGAUGUUGUAGUUGUUGCUGCUAACCUUCAGAAGAUUGUAGAAGACCCUGUUACCUUUAAAGUGUUAACCUUUAAACUGGCAUCUGGCUGUGACAGUACAGAGAUCCCUGACGAGGUGAAGCUAAUUGGCUUUGCCCAACUCAGUGUUACCUGAUGGAAUAUCUUUGAGGGAAGAGGAAGAGGAUGGGAGGAGAAAGAAGGCUUUCAACAGACUGAAUACUAAAGAAUGUGCGGACCGCGGGGGGGUCUCGGGGUUCGGAGCAGAGCCAUCUCCAGUUUACUCCCACCUCAAACUCCUCUGCCAGCUCUAUCCUCAUUUUAAUUACCUUCUAACUGUCAGUAACUAAGCAUUCUGUCAAUAACCCCACCACACACACACACACACACACACUGUCCUUUGCCCUACAUUCUGCUCCUGCAAGAAAUGUUGUUUUUCCUCAACAUUCCACCUCACUCUUCUCCUCAACUCUGCUAACUUGAUGCUCUCAGGUGGCUUCAGCCAGAAAUGACAAAAAAAUACAACAAAAAAAACAAAACAAUUAGAGGUUCUUAUUUGCGUUAUAUUUUCUUUCAACAAAGCUUUAUUAAUAAUAAUAAUUAUUAUUAUUAGUGUUAUUUAUUGGGAAAAGUUUUCAGUUUUCCUUUUCCUGCAUUGAAAGAAAGAUUUUUUGGGAUGCGCACAUUAACACUGCAGAACUUGUUAAACAGUUAAUUGAAAUCCUCCUUUCUUCCAAAUGUAAAUGAUCUUAUUUAUGAAAAACUCAAGCACAUUAUUCUUCAUGAUUCUAUAAAAAAAAAAAAAAAAUACUGUUUUACAAGUGAAUUGUAUUGUACUGUAUGUUAACAAAAUAUUUAAUCCACUAAGAGUGAAUGAAAUCAUUCCCCCAGGAAGUAAGAGAUGAGGAACUGAAUGCUGCCAUGUGCAUUUUCUUUAGUUUUUUUUUUUUUUCUGGACAGUGUUGACGCUUAACUGCUAGAGGUGCCUUGUUCAUUAAUCCGUGCCUAAGAACACAGGUAACAAGCCGACGCUGUUUUAAAGCAUAGACUGCUUUAUGUUGUUACACCGAGCAGAUUUGCUUUACAGCUGAUAGCUCUGUCUAAAAGUAUUGUCACUGGCAAACGGCUUCUGUUGAAAUGAAGCUUUAAUGCACUUUGAUUUUGAAUUGUGAGACGUAUGCACGCUUCUCCCCUGGAGAAAAUCCUCCAGAUUUAACCCUCUAAAGCUUUGUUUUAUGACAGAAAGGUCACUAUAACUGUAGAGCACACCUGAACUGUGACAUGGAGGGGGAAGAAAAGCCAGCUGCUGAGUAUAAAGAAGUAGCCGCAAGAUCCCGCUGCAUUCGCCAGCAUGCAUCUGUUCGAUUUCUCUAACAGAAGGAGGUUCGUAACCAAAAUAUGACUACUGUAUGGGAGAUUAGUCAUGAUUCCAAAAAGAAACAAGUCAUUCCAAAAGACUCCAUUUUCACCUGUACUUGAAAAUAUACGCUUAAUAUUACAAUAAAUAUUCUUUUAUGAAA
Silurus meridionalis is the source of this 3016-nucleotide messenger RNA. RefSeq names its product serine threonine kinase 39 (gene stk39). The transcript has 18 exons. Gene Ontology annotation, molecular function: protein serine/threonine kinase activity; ATP binding. Gene Ontology annotation, biological process: protein phosphorylation. The coding region runs from base 55 to 1653 and encodes 532 amino acids. The record is from RefSeq and is a predicted model, not a curated record. Lineage: Eukaryota; Metazoa; Chordata; Actinopteri; Siluriformes; Siluridae.